Molecule: messenger RNA, 951 nt
Organism: Trichomycterus rosablanca
Lineage: Eukaryota; Metazoa; Chordata; Actinopteri; Siluriformes; Trichomycteridae
Gene: vsnl1b
Product: visinin-like 1b
Exons: 4
Coding region: 247-822 (191 amino acids)
Molecular function (GO): calcium ion binding
Source: RefSeq, a predicted model, not a curated record
UGAUGCUCGGUGCGUGGCGUGUGCGUGGCGUCGCGUAGCCCAGCAUAGACUGUGUGCACAGGAUCCGAAUAAACCGCAUUCACACAGCGCAUUCACACAUCUCACUGAGAAAGGUUCACUUAAAGAAGCCGGAUCUGAGGAAUCUGGGUGCGCAGUCACGCACAGCGUCGAGGCUCGAUCCCGGCCGUUCUGUUGAGCAACACCAACUCACUCCUGUUAAGCUAUAUCCAUAUUUACUGGAAGAUCAUGGGGAAACAGAACAGCAAGCUGACCCCUGAGGUAAUGGAGGACUUGGUGAAAAACACAGAGUUCAAUGAACAUGAGCUCAAGCAAUGGUAUAAGGGUUUUCUUAAAGAUUGUCCCAGUGGCAAACUAAAUCUGGAUGAGUUUCAGCAACUGUAUGUCAAGUUCUUUCCGUAUGGUGAUGCAUCCAAGUUUGCCCAGCAUGCCUUCAGAACCUUUGAUAAAAACGGAGAUGGCACUAUUGACUUCAGAGAGUUUAUUUGUGCCCUGUCCAUUACAUCACGAGGAAGUUUUGAACAGAAGCUAAACUGGGCAUUUAACAUGUAUGACCUAGAUGGAGAUGGCAAAAUCACACGAGUGGAAAUGCUGGAAAUUAUAGAGGCUAUUUACAAAAUGGUUGGCACUGUGAUCAUGAUGAAGAUGAACGAGGAUGGGCUGACACCAGAGCAGAGGGUGGAUCGAAUCUUUAGCAAGAUGGAUAAGAACAACGACGACCAAAUCAGCCUAGAUGAGUUUAAAGAAGCAGCAAAGAGCGACCCGUCUAUUGUACUGCUUUUGCAGUGCGACAUGCAGAAGUAAGGGUAUGCAUGCCAGCAUGCUCCAGACUGAAUAUGUUGUAACAUUUGAUUCAUGUUCAGCCAUUUCCACAAGAUUAUAAAACAAUUAUAUAUUUGGACUUUUCAGAUGAACUUGCUUCUUGCUGUCGAA